GCCAGGCGGCGCCAUGGCGGCGGGGCGGGGUGCGGUGACGUCACGGCCACGCCGGGUGGGCCGAUGCGGCGGCAGCGGGAGCGGCACCGGGAACACCGGGAAUACCGGGAGCGGCACCGGGAACACCGGGAACACCGGGAACGGCACCGGGAGCAGCGGGAGCAGCGGGAGCCGCACCGGGCGCGCCGGUAGCACGGCGAAGGGGGGCGGCGGGAACAGCGGGAGCGCCACCAUGGAGUACGUGAGCCCCGAGCAACUCGCCGGUUUCAGCAAGUACAAGUACAGCGCCGUGGACAGCAACCCCCUGUCCCUGUACGUCAUGCAUCCCUUCUGGAAUGCCAUCGUGAAGAUCUUCCCUACCUGGCUGGCCCCAAAUUUGAUAACGUUUUCUGGCUUCCUGCUGCUUGUCUUCAACUUCUUCCUCAUGGCAUACUUCGACCCUGACUUUUAUGCUUCUGCUCCUGAUCACCAGCACGUUCCAAAUGGCGUGUGGAUCGUGGUGGGGCUCCUCAACUUCAUGGCCUACACGUUAGAUGGUGUUGACGGGAAGCAGGCACGCCGGACCAACUCCAGCACCCCCCUGGGAGAGCUCUUUGACCACGGCCUGGACAGCUGGGCCUGCGUGUACUUUGUGGUCACCGUGUACUCCACCUUCGGCCGGGGUUCCACCGGCGUCAGCGUCUUCGUCCUCUACCUCCUGCUGUGGGUGGUCUUGUUUUCUUUCAUCCUCUCCCACUGGGAGAAGUAUAACACAGGGAUUCUCUUCCUGCCCUGGGGAUAUGACAUCAGCCAGGUGACCAUUUCAAUUGUCUACAUAGUGACAGCCUUUGUGGGAGUUGAGGCCUGGUAUGCACCUUUCCUGUUUAAUUUCUUAUAUAGAGACCUAUUCACUGCAAUGAUUAUUGCCUGUGCCCUCACUGUGACCCUGCCCAUGAGCCUGUACAACUUCUACAAGGCCUAUAAAAAUAACACCUUGAAGCACCACUCUGUGUACGAAAUCCUGUUGCCCCUCGUGUCCCCGGUGUUGCUGUUCCUGCUCUGCACCACCUGGAUCUUCCUGUCCCCCACUGACAUCCUGGAGGUCCAGCCCAGGCUCUUCUAUUUCAUGGUUGGAACAGCCUUUGCCAACAUCUCUUGCCAGCUGAUCGUGUGCCAGAUGAGCAGCACACGGUGCCAGCCCCUCAACUGGAUGCUGCUCCCCAUCGCGGCCGUGCUGCUCCUGGUGGUGUCCGGGCUGGCUCCUGGCAGUGAGACGUUCCUGCUGUACCUGCUGACCGCCUUCCUCACCCUGGCACACAUCCACUACGGAGUGGUCGUGGUGAGCCAGCUGAGCAGGCACUUCAACAUCCGGCCCUUCUCCCUACGGAAGCCCACUCCGGACUGACUGGGAGCAGAGGAGGAGAAAAUCGGCCUGCGGGCUGCAGAAGGACUGUAAAUACCUGCUGCAAAUACCUGUAAAUACUUCAGCCAUCACCACAGAUCCAAACUAUCCUCUGGACAGGGCCAAGGACACGCGGGAUCCGCUGCAGCCGGGGCAGGGCUGGGGCGGGGCGGCUCCUGCUGCUCUUCCAUCCCUGCAAGCUUCGGGUUUUGGGUGGAGCUGGAGGAGGAGGAGCCUUUCAGGUCGCAGUUACUGUACCUUAGACCAGCUGAAUGUUCCCAGAGAAGCCUCUGACUCCGGCCCUUGCUCAGGGAAAGCUGCUCGGGGAUGCAAAUGCUUUACCUGAGCAAAGCACCUUGGCCUGAAACCAAAACCAAUACAGCUGAUUCCUCCAAGGGCAGGGGGACAUCCUACUGGUUGGGGUAGUUCCUGGCUGUCCCCAGUCUUGCUGUCUGGACAGCCCCUGUGCUGGGCUGGUACUUUGGGAGCAGAUGGUGACAGUUCUCCCACAUUCUGUCCUGCCUUUCUACUUUUGGGCAAACACUUGCUAGCACCUUU
Prinia subflava (tawny-flanked prinia) is the source of this 1939-nucleotide messenger RNA. It is a transcript of the gene SELENOI, whose product is annotated as selenoprotein I. The record is from RefSeq and is a predicted model, not a curated record. Gene Ontology annotation, molecular function: ethanolaminephosphotransferase activity. Gene Ontology annotation, cellular component: endoplasmic reticulum membrane; Golgi apparatus. Lineage: Eukaryota; Metazoa; Chordata; Aves; Passeriformes; Cisticolidae. Gene Ontology annotation, biological process: phosphatidylethanolamine biosynthetic process. The transcript is spliced from 10 exons.